GCGGGAUACUCCGAAUCCGAAAGGAAUAAGUUCCCGCCGAGGCCGUGCCUGGGAGCUGAAUCGGAUCCGUGUUUGGGAAGGCUUCUGAGGAUUUGGGAGUUGGAAGGAAAAGAAAGCUUUCCCAGUCGGUUGAAGAGGCUUUUAAAGGCUUAACGCCGCGUCCAGUCGACGAACGCCCCUGGAAGUCGGGGGGUCGAUCGUGGAGCCGUUCGGACCGGAGUCCGCAGCCUUCCAUCUUCAACUUGACCAUGGAGCCGGCCUCCGCCACUGUGACUGGGGUCAUUCAGGACCCCAAGACGAGGAAACGAGUUUGGCCAGGGAUUGCGAGUUCCUUCAAUGGCGCCCUGUCGACUGUGCCCGUCCACGAGCUGGGUUCCACUGCUAUCAAAGAAGUCCUAAAGAGGGCCCGCAUCAGCCCCGAUGAGGUGUCCGAAGUCAUAUUUGGACACGUUUUGGCAGCAGGCUGCGGCCAGAACCCGGCGCGGCAGGCCAGCGUGGCGGCCGGCCUGCCCUACGCCGUGCCCGCCUGGACCUGCCAGAUGAUCUGCGGGUCGGGCCUCAAGGCCGUGUGCCUCGGGGCCCAGGCCCUGGCCCUGGGAGACGCCAGCGUCGUGGUGGCCGGAGGCAUGGAGAACAUGAGCAAGGCUCCUCACUUGGUCCACAUGAGAGUCGGCGUGAAGAUGGGGGAGACGCCUCUAAGAGACAGCGUCCUCUGUGAUGGCCUCACCGACGCCUUCUGCAACUACCACAUGGGAGUGACGGCCGAAAACGUGGCCCAGAAAUGGCAAAUCACCAGAGAGGAGCAAGACCGGCUCGCCGUGGAAUCCCAGAACCGGACGGAGGCCGCCCAGAAAGCCGGAUAUUUUGACAAAGAAAUCGUCCCUACUCUGGUGACGGCCAGGAAAGGUCCCGUGGAGGUGAAGGUGGACGAGUUCCCCCGCCACGGGAGCACCGCCGAAACCGUGUCCAAGCUGAAGCCCUACUUCCUGACGGACGGAACCGGCACCGUGACGCCGGCCAACGCCUCCGGGCUCAACGACGGCGCGGCGGCGGUGGUCCUCGUCCGGAGGUCGGAAGCGGAGCGGCGAGGUCUGGACCCCCUGGCCCGCGUGGUCGCCUGGGCCCAAGCGGGCGUCGAGCCCUCCGUCAUGGGCGCCGGGCCCAUCCCCGCCAUCAGGCAAGCCGUUGCUAAAGCCGGCUGGACCCUAGAUGACGUCGAUCUGUUUGAAAUUAACGAAGCCUUCGCCUCAGUUGCAGCAGCGAUAAGGAAGGACCUGGGCUUGAACCCCGAGAAGGUCAACGUCCAAGGGGGAGCGAUAGCCCUGGGCCACCCCCUGGGAGCGUCCGGUUGCCGCAUCCUGGUCACCCUGCUCUACGCCCUGGAGCGGACCGGCGGGAAGCGUGGCGUGGCGGCCCUGUGCGUCGGAGGAGGAAUGGGCAUAGCCGUGUGUGUCGAAAGAUAAAGCCGAUGGCUUUUUCUUUUAGUUAUUCCCCCAUCUGUACCCGGUCGUGAAUGGUGAUUAAGAUGGGGGAGACCUCACAUCCCUUAAGUAACCAUUCCAGGGGACCCCCCCCCACCCCCCGCCCCGCCCCAACCGCAAAAUAACGGUGAAGAACCCGAUUUUUUACCGGCUUGUUUUAUUGUCAGACAGAAGUGCCGGAUCAAGCCCGCGCGGGCCGUGACCCUGUCAUAAAUAAAAAAGGCACCGCGUCAGUCUUCGAUG
Tachyglossus aculeatus (Australian echidna) is the source of this 1724-nucleotide messenger RNA. It is a transcript of the gene ACAT2, whose product is annotated as acetyl-CoA acetyltransferase 2. The record is from RefSeq and is a predicted model, not a curated record. The transcript has 10 exons. Gene Ontology annotation, biological process: fatty acid beta-oxidation. Gene Ontology annotation, molecular function: acetyl-CoA C-acetyltransferase activity. Bases 249 to 1463 code for a protein of 404 amino acids. NCBI's taxonomy places the organism in Eukaryota, Metazoa, Chordata, Mammalia, Monotremata, Tachyglossidae.